AUGGCGAGCAACAACACUGCCAGCAUAGCGCAAGCCCGCAAGCUGGUGGAGCAGCUGAAGAUGGAAGCCAACAUCGACAGGAUAAAGGUGUCAAAAGCAGCAGCAGACCUGAUGGCGUACUGUGAAGCCCAUGCCAAGGAGGACCCAUUAUUGACCCCCGUCCCAGCCUCAGAAAACCCCUUUAGAGAGAAGAAGUUCUUCUGUGUGAUCCUGUAA
Messenger RNA from Indicator indicator, 216 nucleotides. It is a transcript of the gene GNG2, whose product is annotated as G protein subunit gamma 2. Gene Ontology annotation, biological process: G protein-coupled receptor signaling pathway. Gene Ontology annotation, molecular function: G-protein beta-subunit binding. Gene Ontology annotation, cellular component: heterotrimeric G-protein complex. Lineage: Eukaryota; Metazoa; Chordata; Aves; Piciformes; Indicatoridae. The record is from RefSeq and is a predicted model, not a curated record. The transcript has 2 exons. Bases 1 to 216 code for a protein of 71 amino acids.